Helicoverpa armigera (cotton bollworm) is the source of this 2820-nucleotide messenger RNA. RefSeq lists its product as uncharacterized. The record is from RefSeq and is a predicted model, not a curated record. The coding region runs from base 102 to 725 and encodes 207 amino acids. Lineage: Eukaryota; Metazoa; Arthropoda; Insecta; Lepidoptera; Noctuidae. The transcript is spliced from 3 exons.
UUGACAGAUAACAAACGUUUAACUGAUAGAUUUUAAAUAGGUUCUCGGAUUUGUUUAUUGUUUGGUCAAGCUUUAUAUUUUACUAACAAUAUAGAAUAAUAAUGGGAGAAAAAGUUGAGAACCUGGAAAUGAGCAGUUCCGAAAUAAAUUUCGACAAUUUAACCAUUCUAAAAGAAUUCGGUAAUAUUGUAAAUCUAGUAAGGAAUGAAGAUUUUCUGGAAAUAGUCCCCAAAGCGAAACUAAGACGUGUGAAAUGGAUGCCCAUGUUCAACUGUUUGAAACAGGGCAUUCUCGACGAAAUGGUUCAAGAACUAAGUGCCAUGUGGGAGUACGAGAACAUGCCACUAAAACUAGAAAUUCUUGAUAAGCAGAAAGAAAAAUUCAUGGACAUGGAAACUGACAAAGUUUUGUGGCGACCACAACUAGCAGAUGUAAAUGCGCAGUUAAAAGCAAGUGAUGUAGACAACUUGAAAAAGCAAAAAGUUCUACUCGAAACCACAGCUAAAGAAUAUGAAGCUAGAGUUAAUAAGCUCAAGAAAAUACUAACUGCUAAGAGAGGAUACCUAAAAGCCCUACAGUUGGAUAUUCAGAAGUACCAAAGGAGAAAUGAAGAUCUUGUUUCAAAAAUCAAUGACAAAUUGGAACAUCAUCAAAAUUUGAUUAAAUCAGAUGAUAGAUUUGAUAUUGAGACUGACUGGAAAGACAAGGAUUUAGAAUUUAAUUAAAUAAAGUAAAAUUAUUUGAAAACCAUUUAUGUACUUCUCUUAUGUACUCCUCUAAAGAACUUUCUUAUUUAAUCCUCUUAUGUUCUCCCUUAUGUAUUCUCUUAUAUACUCCUCUUAUGUACUCUCUUAUGAACUCCCUUAUGUACUGUCCUAUGUUCUUAUAUCGGGUGUGUUGUCCCUAACCACAUUAAAUCCUAUCACAUAUUCUUUAUUAAAAUUAACCUUUAGUUAGGUUUAGCCACAGGAGUUAUUUUUCGUUUUCAUAAUUUACAUCAGAUUAACAUUACCAUUCAGGAUAUAGAAAUAUCAAACUUUCUGGAUUACCAAUAAUAUCGAAAUACCAAUAAAGAAGUUACAAAACAUAAAUAAAGUGCCUAUUUAACUGUGCUGAAACUACAAAAUUAAACUUUACCUCAUAAAAAAAGUUAAUAUUUUUAUUCAGACUGAAAGACAAGGAUUUAUAAUUUAAUUAAAUAAAGUAAAAUUAUUUGAAUAAAAUUUAUAUUUCAGAAAAUUGUACACACUUGAGAAAAAGUACAACAAAAUUUAUAAUAAGUUAUAUAAUUUGAAACUCAAUUGCUUUAAAAAAUUAUCUUUCUCUAAGAGUGUAGAUGAAAAUAGAAUGAAACAUUAAAUAUUAAGUGACAUUGACAGUAAAUUACAUAAUUUCUAAUGUUGCUGCUAUCUGUACCAGCUAAUUAUUAUACAGUAAUCAGUAUAGUUAAAAUAAGAACAGAUUUACUUUAGAGCAACAUAAUUAUCUUCUAUUAACAACAAAUUUAAUAAAGCAUCUAGUGAUGUAAAAGUAUGAAAUAGAUUAAGUCACAUUUACUUAGUAGAUACAUAAAGUGUUAGUUUUAAACAAAAAUACAUUUUGUAAAUGCAAACCAAAAUGAAAAUAAAAAUAAACCUCUUAGUUUAAAUAGUGAUAUUUAUUAAUGAAAAUCAUACAUAGCUAAAAAAUAAAAUUGUACAAUGCAAAACCUGCAUAUAAUUUUAUAAUAUAACAGUAAUAAUACAGCAAUUGCACUAUUGUUGCGAGGACUACACUGCUUCUACCACAUUUUAUAAAUUAUAUCAAUUCAUUUGAGACUUAACAGUUAACUUUGUGGGGAAGCCUCAGUAGGGAGAUCAUGUUGAACAUUCGUCGAAUUUUGAAACAUCUACUUAAUCGGUAAGAAUAAUACUGAGUGCAAAAUAACAUUAAUUUCACUGGGUACUUCACUCCCUUCACAUUAAUGAUUGCAAUGGAGUCCUAGAACAGAAAAACACUUAUUGCUAUGACGAGGUGAAGGUUAAUAUCAUGUCUUAGGCCAGCUCCACAAUAGGAUUACAGAAAAAAAACACUACAAUAACAAAAAAAAAAUAAGGAUGAAGUUCCAUGGACGAUCAUUCAUUAAAAUUUUGCCUAAUCCAAUAAACUAGAAAUUUCAAAUUAACCAAUUAUCGUCACUUACUCGAGACCUAUAUAUAAUUUACAUUUAUAGGCACAUUAGUUACAGAAUAAACCAAGCGAAUGUGCUUUCGAUCCACUACAACUUAAUAAAUAGGUAAUAUGAAAUGUAAUGACGCUUUCGUCUCCAAUGCCCGCAUCUUUAAGAUCGCUUGCCACCUCAAACAUUUGUAAAAUUAACGAAACGAUUUACUACAACAUCAACAUGUGACAAUAACACAACAGGGUACAAUACCACUUCAAGGGCUGCCUUAUAAUCAGGGAUCGAAAAAGCCAUAGUCACCAAGGCAUCGCCGAAUAGAUAAUGUCAGCUCAAUACAAUCUGUAGAACUAAAUUCAUAAAUUAAUAUCACUCACAUUAAUAAUAAAAAUUAAAAAUAAGAAGGCACAAGCAAAUCGAUAAAUAAAUUUUAACAAUACGCGACAUAUUAUUCGGCUAUGUCUAAUGACCAUACUAAACAUAAUAAUUAUAAUACAUGAUAUAAUUAAUUAUUUGUAGCAUUCCUCUCACUGUGCAGCACACUGGAUCCCAAACGUCAGUUAUUUCUUCUUGGGUGGUGAUCGUUGAGGUGUGGCUGGCCUCCCACUGUUUAUGCCAUUGUACUGGUAUUUUGCCUUCUUCUCAGAUGGUUUUAGAAUCUG